Molecule: messenger RNA, 1266 nt
Organism: Iphiclides podalirius (scarce swallowtail)
Lineage: Eukaryota; Metazoa; Arthropoda; Insecta; Lepidoptera; Papilionidae
Source: the annotation of a GenBank genome assembly
AUGAAUCAUGUUGUAGUGGAGCAGUACGUAGAUGGACUGUUGAGCAAGGAGGCAUACGAUGCUCCAUCGGAUACAGUCGCACCGGAGGAUUUGGAAAUGAAGCUACCUCCAUGGUACGACGAGAAGCUUUUUAAUAGGGGUCGCAGUUUCUUCUGGAAAUUUUGCUUCGGCCUUGGCGGUAUUACGGGACCGGGGCUUAUCGCGGUUUUCUCAGUGCCUACGAUACUUGAGGUGCUGGUUGGCUCACGGCGCUCCAGCUCAAAGUAUACUGCGUUCAGACGUUACGUAUCCACGUCCCUACACGUUGCCUCAUGGUUCAGAUAUGACCUGAAGCCCGGUUCGAAAUCUUGGAAAUCACUUCAUGCAGUUCGUUCUCGUCACGUGAAGGCUGGCCGUUCAGCGCGUUUGAAGAAACAAGGGACGGUAUCUCAACGCGACGUAGCACUCACGCUUUUCGGCUUCAUAGGCUUCGGAGUUCUCAAGCCGGAUAAAUUCGGCGUGAGGCAGAUGGAAGAAGGCGACUGGGACGCGUUUAUCUACACCUGGAGGGUUAUCGGCCACAUGAUUGGUUUGGAGGACAGAUACAACCUUUGCCGGAACAACUUCGAGGAGACGAGGCGCGCUUGCCAGCUGGUCAUGGACCGCGUGUUCACGCCCUGCCUAGAGAACGUGCCUGAGUACUUCGAGCAUAUGUCGCGCGUGAUGAUGGAGGGCAUGUGGGCCGUCAACUCCGUGAUGGAGGUGGGCAGCAUGCUGUACUUGACGAAAAACUUGGCGGACGUGCCCGGUUACAUACUGGCGGAAUCCGAGAGGAUCGCAUUCCAGGCGCGACUGAGAGAGCAGUUGAAGGGGAAGAACCAGUACCUUGGUGUCGAAUCGACCACAUUGGUGCAGAAGUCAAGUGUUGAAGGACUUCCGAACCGGCCACCGCGGAUUCUAUACCUGAAAGAGUACGAAGCUUUGGAGACCGCUCCGGAUUACCAAAAACUCUCUAUCGUCUCCAGAUACAAGCUAGCAUUCGGCUCGCUACUGAUCGCUUUCUACAGCACUUGCAUCGGCCGACUGCUGUUGAAUUGGUACUACAUGUUCGCUUUGUACAUGGUCGAGUACUUCCCCUUCGCGGCGUUCUUCGUGUUCGGCGUGAGGAACUCCUACGUGAACAUGUUCGAGGACUCCAUAGCGGACGAUGCGAAAGUCAAACCAAACUCGGAGUACUACAAGCCGCAACCACCAGAACCCUGGUACAAAAUACUAUUGUCUUUCUGG